AUGAUGAUCCGCUUUUUCUGGUGUCUUUCGGCUACUGUAGCGUUUGUGGCCGCCGGCAUCGCCGAUCCGCCGACGCUUGACAACGGCAUUGCAGGUACGUACAGUAGUCCUACAGUAACCCCCCAUUCCCCAAUUUGAUUUCACCAGAACUGCCCACAGUCGAUUGUAUGGAAGACCGCGUCAAAUUGACGUUCAAAACGCAACGACCAUUCCACGGUCGGAUAUUUGUGAAGGGAAUGGUCGACAAGGUAUCUAGUUGCUACUACAGUAAUCCUACUACAGUAGUAUCGCAUUUUCAGCAACAAUGCGUCCGAGACUUUGUGACGAGUCAGGCGAAAGAUGUGCAGUUUGAGCUCGAGAACGGCGCGUGUAACAUGCGACGCCAGCGGAUGGUAGGAUUACGGUACAGUUCUCGAGAGGUACAGUAACCUUUGCGGUUCCAGUUGGGCCCGGAAAAGCGUGGAAUGGAAAUGUCGAUGACGAUCAUCAUCUCGUUUCACUCGACGUUUAUCACAAAAGUGGACAGAGCCUACAGAUGCACGUGUUUCUACAUGGAAGCCGAUAAAGUGGUCACGAAUAAGUUCGACGUCAGGUACCGUAAUCCGGGUGGGGUGGUACUGUACUCUUCAAACGCGUCUCUUACAGUAUGCUACCGACGACGGAUCUCAUCGAUACGGCGCGUAUGCCGCUGUGCACGUAUUCGGUGCGUCGCGACUCGAUCACCGGUCCGAUUGUCGAGUACGCCAAGGUCGGAGAGACUGUUUUCCACGUGUGGAAUUGUGAGAGCGGUGAGUGGCCUAGGAUCCGAAAGUUAGGCCAUCUGGAAGUGGCUGGCCUAGGAGGUGCAAGAAGGGGAAACAAAAGUUAGGCCACCAAAUGCGAGACUAGAGAUAGCCUAGGAGCAUCGGGAAAAGUUAGGCCAGCAAGUGUGACGAUCUCUCUUUGCAGACAUGUUCUCGAUGCUCGUGCACAGCUGCUUCGUCGACGACGGCAACGGCGACGAGCGGAAGCCGCUGCUCGACGAGCACGGCUGCGCGAUCGACCCGCUCAUCCUGCCCGAUCUGACCUACAACAAGGAGAACAAUCAGGCGUUCGCGCAAGUGAACGUCUUCAAGUUCGCCGACAAAAUCUCGACGUACUUCCAGUGCGCGGUGAGCACGUGCAUGAACAGCGAGGGAAUGUGCGACGGGAAGACGGUAAGCAUCUUCGGAUCAUCUCUUUUCGAACUGCGUCUCCGAAUUUCAGCCGCCUCGUUGCGGUCCGGCCGGCAGUUUCGGCGCGUCGAACAACCGACGGGCUCGGCGAGCAGUUGUGGAUCGGUUGUCGAACAAGACGGCGGUCAACUGGGUCCAUCUGGCCGACACUAUGGACCUGGCCGCCAAUCGCAUCACCGUGUUCGAGUUGGAAGAGAAGCGAGAGGACGUGGACAGUGGUAAGUGAGUCGGUGCGACGACGUGGCCGAACUUUCGCUCUUCCAGCCACCUCGACCCGUCUCGCCAUUCCGGCCAUCGGCCGCCCGCCACAAACGCCCGUCAUUUGUCUCAAUCAGUCGCGCAUCACUCUCUUCCUCGUUCUCUCGUUCCUCAUGCUCUCCGUCGUCACCGUCGUCACGUUCUACACGCUGCGGAGGACGAUGUCGACGACGCACAAAAAGUGUCAACUCAACGCCUAA
Caenorhabditis sp. 36 PRJEB53466 is the source of this 1672-nucleotide messenger RNA. Lineage: Eukaryota; Metazoa; Nematoda; Chromadorea; Rhabditida; Rhabditidae. The record is from the annotation of a GenBank genome assembly.